Messenger RNA from Austrofundulus limnaeus, 1692 nucleotides. RefSeq names its product bystin-like (gene bysl). The record is from RefSeq and is a predicted model, not a curated record. Gene Ontology annotation, biological process: rRNA processing. Lineage: Eukaryota; Metazoa; Chordata; Actinopteri; Cyprinodontiformes; Rivulidae. The transcript has 7 exons. The coding region runs from base 146 to 1450 and encodes 434 amino acids. Gene Ontology annotation, molecular function: snoRNA binding. Gene Ontology annotation, cellular component: preribosome, small subunit precursor; nucleolus; cytoplasm.
CGUCACUUCCUCUCGUAGGGACUACCGCACGUGUAGGGRAAUAGGCUGUUUACAGUCUAAAAAGUCAGUUUAACCUUUAGCCUACUAAUGCUGCUGUAAAACACCGAUAUUAUUGUUAAUACACAGCUUGAGUUACGCUGCAGUGAUGCCGAAAGUGAAAAAAUCUAAAGGAGGAGAAAAGAGCGGCGGCCGAGGAGCAGCGGUGUCGCUGGCCGACCAGAUCCUCCAGGCGGAUACGAUCCGAGCCCGAGACCGUGUGAAGGCUCGAGACAGCCGGGUGGAAAGCGAGGACAAUUAUGUGGACGAACGUCUGUCAAGGAAAAUCUUACAGCAGGCCAGAAUUCAACAAGAGGAACUGCAAACAGAGUAUGGUCUGGGACAUGAGAAGAAGAAGGCACCAGUCACUGUUCUCGGUCCUGACUCUCAGGAUGUUGACUCAGAUGAAGAGUGGCCAGCUCUGGGAGAAGCAGGUGCAAGUGACAGGGAUGCAGAAGUUGUCGUGGAUCCUGACGAUGAGAAGGCCAUUGAGAUGUUCAUGAAUAAAAACCCUCCAAUGAGGCGGACCUUGGCUGACAUCAUCAUGGAGAAGAUCACAGAGAAGCAGACUGAAGUAGGAACUGUAAUGUCUGAGGUGUCUGGGUGCCCGAUGCCCCAGCUGGAUCCAAGAGUAACUGAGGUGUACAGGGGUGUUGGUAAGGUUUUGUCAAAGUAUCGCAGCGGUAAACUGCCAAAGGCCUUUAAAAUAAUCCCAGCACUUUCAAACUGGGAGCAGGUUCUGUAUUUGACUGAGCCUGAAACCUGGUCUGCAGCUGCUAUGUACCAAGCAACAAGAAUCUUCUCCUCCAAUCUGAAAGAGCGAAUGGCUCAGAGGUUUUACAACUUAGUGCUGCUGCCCCGAGUGCGGGAUGAUAUCACAGAGUACAAACGACUAAACUUUCAUCUCUACAGUGCCCUGAAAAAGGCUUUGUUCAAACCAGGAGCCUGGUUUAAAGGAAUCCUGAUUCCUUUAUGUGAGUCWGGAACAUGUACUCUGAGAGAAGCCAUCAUCAUCGGGAGCAUACUCACUAAAUGCUCCAUUCCAGUGCUGCAUUCCAGCGCGGCGAUGCUUAAGUUGGCGGAGAUGGAGUAUAACGGUGCCAACAGCAUUUUCCUGCGGCUCCUGCUCGACAAGAAGUACGCCCUGCCUUUCCGUGUUCUGGAUGCCUUGGUGGCCCACUUCCUGUCUUUCCGCAGUGAAAAACGAGAUCUUCCCGUGCUGUGGCAUCAGAGUCUGCUCACCAUGGCCCAGCGCUACAAAGCCGACCUGGCCUCCGAACAGAAGGCAGCUCUGCUGGAGCUGCUGAAGAUAAAAACACACCCUCAGAUUUCAGCAGAGAUCCGCAGAGAGCUACAAAACUCAGAGUCACGGGAUAUUGAAGUUGGGCUCCCUGUUACAUUUGAAAUGGACUGAUUGUGUCUGGUGUGGCAUUGCUCACAUUUAAAAAAAUGGUAAAUAAUUAUUURUAAUCUUACGUGGAGACGAUUCUAAAAAUACCAAGACCUCCUGCCUGGACUUGUUUGCACAUGUGAACAGCUGAUCAUUAAUUUCAUAACAAAUGUCUCAGAAACAGAGUUUUCGUGUACAUUUGUGUAAGAGUUGUCAUUCUGAAGCAACAAUUCAGAAUAAAAGCUGAAUGCAUUUUUAAAAAUCAA